UAAUACUCUAUGAUGUAUGCCUGUCGGAGUAUUUUUGAUCUGUAGUUAUGUAUUGUUUUUCUCUUUCACUAUAAUGCAAUAAUUACUUAGUGGAUAGUGUGCAAGAUCGCUAAUACAUUCCCUGAUAACUUAAGAAUGUAUUCGGGAAGCGAUUCUACGGAAUCUCAAAAGCAAUCCCACUGGUCCCUUAACCCCAACAUAUAUAAGACCAUGGCAAACGACCAAGUUGACUGGGCCGCAUUAGCCCAACAGUGGAUCAUUAUGAAAGAAGCGGGACCCCCACCGGUACCAGGUGAACAAAUGGAAGCCACUAACAAACCACCGAUCCUUGUAAAACCAAAUAGCGAGGAGAAAGGGGAAGCGCCUAUGGAUGUGGAAAAUGACAAGGAAGAUUUCUUAUCCUGGGGAUCCGGUGGCGAUCCGCCUCCUCCACCUGGAUCAGAAAACUGGAAUAACUGGCCUGUGAAUGGAAAUCCUAGUUGGACUGGUUGGAACAGCGCUUGGAGUAGUGAUACAGGACGUGGACGAAUUCCCGUCCCUCCCCCACCAGGGAUACCAGUAAAACCUUUGCUUCCAACUCCAAAUAGCUUAUACUCUUCUCCUCCAGAAGGUGGUAAUGACAAUGCCACCCCUUUUGGCAGUUAUAAUACAGUUCCACCAGUGAUACCACAGGUAACUGACUAUAACACAGGUUACUGGAGUUCAGGGGUGCAAAAAGAAAUAAAACCUCACAAUAAAAGAUAUAGUAAGGUCAAUGUACCUAUCAAAACACCCAUUCAUACACCUCCUGUUGCUAUGCCUGUUGUUCCUGAAAUACCAGCUGCACCUCCUCCUUUGGAUGCGUCAAAAAGAAAACAAUUGCCCGCAUGGAUAAGAGAGGGUUUAGAAAAAAUGGAGAAAGACAAACUGAAGCAGAUAGAGAAGGAUAGGGAGAAACUAGUGACAACUGAAAUGACUGAAGAAAUGGAAGCAGAUAAGAAAAAAAAAAUUGAAAUAAUUAAGAGCACAAUGAGGGAACAACAGCUGAAGAGUAAAUUUGACACUGACGAGGAUUCAGACCGGGAUGGGAUCAUAGAGAAAGCAUCUAGUCCACGACCCACAUUGACAUCACCGGAAGAAAUGAUGGUAAAAGUUAGAAAAACCAUGACUGAGAUUUUAUUGAAAGUGACAAAUCAACUCAUAGAACAGAUUUGUAGAGAGGAGCAGCUCCGUUAUUUAAAAAAGUCAAAAGCUACAGCUACAGCACCCAGUGGUGCCCUGAUUAGUGCCAAACUUGGUUUGGGUGCUUAUAAUGAUGACUCAUCUAGUGGUGAAGAAUCAGAAGCCGAAAAUGAUGAAAAAUCUGACUCAGAUUCUGUCCUUAAAGAAACCAUAAAGAAGAAGAUGAUGGAGUUCUCAAAAUCUGAGAAGGAGAUUGAGGAGAAACUGUCCAAAUCAGAGAAUCAGCAUAGGGGCAGCUUAAGCAGGUCCCCAAGCUCGGAAUCUGAAAAUGAAUCACAGGUAGACACUUCCAUUCAAGGUAGAAAGCAUGAUGGGGACGAAGAACUAUCAGACCGUCCCGCUUCCUCGAUGCACCGAUCGUCGUCCUCUUCGUCUGAAAGCUCAAAUUAUUUAACUAAUAAGUCUCGUAGAGCACGUAGAAGGUCCUCCUCAAGCGUAGAUUCGCGUAAGAGAAGUAAGAGGCGCAAAGAGAGGAGCCGGUCAGCUUCUCGGACACCAAAAAGGUCCAGCAGACGUUACUCGAAGUCUCCUUCGAAGCACAGAAGGUCCCGAUCGUGGUCGUCCCGGAGGGAUAGUACAGAGUCCCGAAAACGGAGACGAAGAUCCAGCUCCAGGCAUUCGCGUAGAUCGCGAAAAUCCCGAUCGCUGUCCCGCCGCAAAAGCUCGCGUUCCCGUAGAUCCCGAAGUGGUUCAAACAAAACGCGAAAGUAUUCGUCGCGCAAAUCUAGUCGGAGAUCGAGGUCUCGAUCGAGAACGCGCCGACGCAGGUCGAGGUCGUCGAGCGGUAAAGAAAGCGCCAGGGGUAAGAGGUCUCACAGGCAUUGAGCUUAUGGAAACGAAAAAAUUGAACGGACCUCUCAGGUUGUAUAUUUUGAUCAGUUCUUUACUUUCAAAGGUUGUUUUGCAUUGCAUUAUUUGAACUACCGAUAUUAUACGUUUAUUCCAAAGCCGCGGAAAUCACCGCGAUGUAUAGUAAUUUCUUUCUGGCUAAUUAAUUUGAAAUAGUUAUAGGACCUAACAUCUUAUAAUUCAAAACAAUCUUAAAAGAAAAUUGUACCGACACAAAUAUAUGCAUGGAAAAGCAACUUUUUUAUUGAUUGAGAAAAAUUCUUUUUUAAAGGUAGAUUUUUAUGAACUAGAUGUUUUGAAACAAUUUUAACACUAAGCUGUUGUUUCAUGGGUUGUUUAGGUGGGGCUAUAUUUGUUCAAACUACAAUUUUCUUUAAAAAGAAAUGUGUAAACAAAUGUAACGCAAUUUAAUAUGACUCAUCUUUCACAGAUGCAAAGGGAGUGAUGGCAGAUAUCUCAACCUUCAAUGGAAAAGUGUGUUACUUUUUGAAAUGCAUUUUCUUACUAGUUACAAACUUUAAUGUAAUAAUUUAUUUUCAGCUUUGAAUUAAUUCUUUAUUUUGUCUUCCCGGGUAGAAUAAUUAAAAAAAACUGUUCUCUUCUUAUUAUAAU
Messenger RNA from Cylas formicarius (sweet potato weevil), 2682 nucleotides. RefSeq names its product arginine/serine-rich protein PNISR. The coding region runs from base 136 to 2046 and encodes 636 amino acids. The record is from RefSeq and is a predicted model, not a curated record. The transcript has 10 exons. Gene Ontology annotation, cellular component: nuclear speck; presynaptic active zone. Gene Ontology annotation, molecular function: RNA binding. Lineage: Eukaryota; Metazoa; Arthropoda; Insecta; Coleoptera; Brentidae.